UCACAACAGUGUAAUUCAUUCAGCAGUUUCCAUGUUCAUAUGGAGUUGAAAUGAUCGAAUAAGUCGAGAUGGUUAUCUAUGGACUUUAUCUCAUUUUUUGUUUGUGUAGUAUUCAGUUUAACCUCAUCGAAAGUGCUAAAGAUUAUGCUGAGAUACUCUCUAUCGAUGGAGAAAUUACAAUUCGUUCGGCACAGGACAAAAACAUAUCUUUCGAGACAGAUGGACAAGGCGACGUUUACAUCAAGAAGGCCAGUUUCGCGAAUGCUGCAUCCACGAUAAAAAGGGCCGACGAAGUCAUGGAUGAUUAUAAAACCGUCCUUGCCUCGAAUGUUGAACGCUUGAAAGUAUUACAUCUGAUUGUCGAAAUAGUCGUGAAGCCCGAUGUUAACAAAUUGGAAGAUAAACUGAAGAAUUUCAAACAUUCGAACUCUAAUCCAAACUUAGGCGACAAUCUCAAGGCGGAAAUAGCAGAAUUGAGGUCUGCAGUGGCAAAACUGAAAAGACUUAUAACGAAAAAUGAGUGUGCCAGUGGCCCUUGUAAAAAUGGGGGUACCUGUCAAGAUCUCUUCGGCCAUUACCACUGUAGUUGUCCGAACGGUUGGGAGGGACUUAGUUGCGAAAAAGACGUAAAUGAAUGUGCGUUGUUCAAUUCAACAGAUUUGGGAUGUCAGAAUGGCGGAAUAUGCCGCAAUAAACCUGGAUCAUACGAUUGUAUAUGUGCGAAUGGUUGGCAUGGUUUGCAUUGUACCACCAAAAAGACAGACUGUUUCUCUGGUUCAGCCUUCGAAGUAUGCGGUCAUGGUACUUGUAUACCGCAAAAUAAUGAGCUUGGCAGAAAAUGUAUCUGUGAUCAGGGUUGGAGGAAGUCGAAUGAAAAUGAAGCCUGUGUCAUCGACGUGGACGAAUGUAAGGAGGAAAAUCCGGUAUGCUCAAAAGAUCCACUUGUUUCUUGUGAAAAUACCCCUGGAUCCUUCCACUGCGGCCCAUGUCCUGCCGGCUACACUGGAAAUGGACAGUAUUGCACAGAUAUCAAUGAGUGUGAACUUUUCAAUGGCGGUUGCAGUCCUGGAGUGGAAUGCAUAAACACGCCUGGAUCAAGAGAAUGCGGUCCCUGUCCUCCAGGGUACAUCGGCAACGGAUCUGCUUGCACCUACCAGGGAGUCUGUAGAAGAAAUAAUGGAAAUUGUCAUUUCCUGGCUACAUGUGUCGAAUACCCCAACAUCGAAUAUCACGAGUGCAGAUGUCCUCCUGGAUAUACGGGCAAUGGGUACGGACCUAGAGGAUGUGUUCCUUCUACAGUAACGGCGUGCAGUUCAAAUCCUUGUAAAUUUGGAACGUGCACACCAGACUCCAACCGAAUCGAAGGUUUUAGGUGUAAAUGUCAGAAAAACUACUACGGAAAGUAUUGCAAUCAUUCGUUGGGGUUGUGUUCCAGCAACCCUUGCAAAAAUGGAGGACUCUGUGUCGAUCAAAAUUCCACGUCAUAUACUUGUAUAUGCCCUCACUCUUAUAUCGGUAAAAACUGCGAGAUAAGUCCUCAGGAGUGUGGUGACUUAGGGAUGCAAGAAAUUGGUGAGAUAAGUUACCCCUCUAGCCCAUCAGCCUAUCUGAUGUGUGUCUGGAACGUUCGUACUGAGGAAAAUAAAGUUUUCAAUAUAACUUUCGUUGAUUUCAACAUAGGAAAUGGUGUUGUUUGCAUUGAUGAAUGGCUUAAGAUAACCGAGGGGAGCGGGGAUGAAGUCAAUUUCCUUGGAAAGUUCUGUGGAAAAGAAUUACCGAGAAAUGGACGAUUAUUGAGUACCAAGAAUAAAAUCACGAUCAGUUAUAGGGCGAAAAAUAGACUGUCUUCCUUCAAGCUGCGAUGGGAGUCUGUCCGACCACAAUGCCAUGAAAUUCUCAAUUUGACGUCGAAAUCAACUGGAAGUAUAAAAUCGCCCAAUUGGCCUAAUGAUUAUCCUGAAAACAUAGAUUGUCUUUGGUUGUUGCAAGCACCUGCUGGCAAAUCUAUCAGGUUGACUUUCUUCAAUUUCGAUUUAGGAAAUGACUCAUACUGUAUCGGAGAUUUUCUGGAAGUAUCCUCAUCAUUCACUGAGGGAAAAGACAUCCUGAUAAAAAAAUGCGGAGGGCCAGCCCCAGAAGAAAUUAUAUCGCAAACACCUGAAAUGCGUAUUCAUUUUCACUCAGACCACAAAAAUUCCCAUCGUGGUUUUCUGAUCAACUAUUCUCUGCAACCGGGUUGUGGAGCUUUACUAAAUAAUGCCAGUGGUGUUAUAGUUCCACCAAGGGUUGCCAAAGAAAUUGUUUGUUUUUAUCAAAUAAAUCAUAAUCUCGAAUUGAAAACAAAGCUGACUUUCAACAGACUAUCUCUUCGCGAAUCUGAUGGUUGUACCGAGGAAUAUGUUGCUUUAUACGAGGGGUAUAAUACAAGUGGUUCUCUGAUUGGAAGAUACUGUGGAAAUACUGUACCCUCUGUGUAUAUCUCUGACAGUGGUGUCAUUUCCGUAAAGUAUAAAAAAACUGGAUCCUCAUCGUAUUUCUCUUUGGCAUAUGAAGCAGUUUGCGAAAAAAUUCUUGAGACCCCCAGUGGAUAUAUCCUUUCAUUGGGGUAUCCAAAUGCAUUACCUGUCGGUCUAACUUGCUACUAUCUGAUAAAACAACAGCCAGUAUCACUGAUUACUCUGCAUAUUUCUUUGAUGGACGGUGAUUAUUUGUACUACGACAAUAAUUGCGAAUCUAGGGUUUUCGAGAUUAGAGAUGGGGAUAAUGAAAAUGCCACCUUGGUUGAUACACCCAUCGACUAUGAAGAUGAUGAUGGUACAAGCAGUUUUACCGUCUAUUCUAGUUCUAACUCGUUGUGGAUCAAAGUUAACUCUUCUUCCACUGAAUGCGCUUCUAGCUUCACGGCAACUUAUUCAACAACUUCAGAUUGUGGAUCUUUGUUGAGGAACAUGACCGGAUCCAUAACAUUCAGCAACACCAAAAGGAGCAAAAAAUAUUGCAGGUGGAUUCUGCAAGCACCCAGUGGUUUCUUCAUUCAGCUGUACGUGACCCUUUUGGACUUCUUUGGCUCUAUUAACAGUGAUUGCUCCGCGAAUCAUGUGAACUUAUACGAGAACAAUUCCUAUUCGAAGGAAGCUAAAUUGAUUGGUUCUUAUUGCGGCAAACGGAUUCCACCUGUGAUCCUCAUACCAUCGAAUUUGGCCACCAUCACUGUGACAAGCGCGGGAGCUUUAAGAGAUCAGGAAUUUUCGGCAAAUUACAUAUUUCUCAACGAAAGUAAAGUUUGUGGCGGAAAUUUCUUCACCUCAUCUGGAGCGAUAAAAUCUCCACAGUAUCCAGGUCCAUACCCACCAUCGUCCGAUUGCAUCUGGACCAUUACUGUGAAUACCGAUCAGCAGAUUGAGCUGAAAACGUCGAUUUUCAAGAUGAGAGUACCUUGCACUAUGGAAUAUCUCGAAAUACGAAAUGGUGGAUCCGCAUUCUCUCCGCUGAUAGGAAGAUUUUGUGGUACCAAGAUACCGAAGAUAAUACGUUCCCACACCAAUCAACUUUAUAUGCAUCUAGUUGCUACGUCUUACUCUUCUAUCGAUAGAUAUAAAUUUAUGUUCACGUGGGAAACAACAACAACUGGCUGCGGUGGCAAACUGACAACGGCGACUGGUGCUUUAGCAUCGCCACACUAUCCAGAGCCAUAUCAUUCUGAGGCAGAUUGUCACUGGAGCAUUAUUGUGAGCCAGGGCUCUACUAUACAGCUGGUAUUCUUGGAUUUCGACCUCGAAACCACCAGGUUCAAUCGGGAUUUCGUUGAGGUUUUCGACGGAUCAUCCAAAAUCGCGAAAUCCUUGGGCAGGUUUAGCGGUUCUACCUUACCCCAAAGUAUGAUUUCCACCAGCAGAAGAAUCGAUAUUUACUUCAUAUCCGAUGAAAGAAACGAGGGCAGAGGCUUCAACCUUCAUUAUAGAACCAUUUGCUCCAACAAUCUCACGGGUUAUGGCGGUGUUAUUGAGAGUCCUAACUUCCCUGAUUCCUAUCCGGUGCUACAAGAGUGUACCUGGCACAUAAAAGUCACCAAAAAGAAUACUGUCAACAUAACUUUCUCCCAUUUUGAUCUGGAGGAGAAGGGCUAUCAUGACUACCCGUUUUUCGCUUUGAGACCUGGGGUUCACAUAAAUUACUUGAAGAUAAUGUACAUGAGAUACAGUGAGGAUGAUCUUGGUGUACAAGAAAAAGUUUUGUUGAAUACUUACGUAGGAUCUAACCUCCCAGACAGUGUUAAUGUACCAUCGGAUCAUGUUAUCUUGUAUUUCAAAUCCGACACUAAUUUGAUUGGAAACGGUUUCCGCUUAGAAUGGAUGGUGAAUGGUUGUGGAGGACAUUUAAACAAACCAGGAACCAUCACCUCUCCCAAUUACCCGAAGAAGUAUCCGGAUGAGGUAGAGUGCGAAUGGUUGAUAGAAGCACCGAUUGGACGGAGUGUGGUUAUAGAUUUCACAUCUGUUGAUAUAGAAAAGCAGAACUUAUGUCCCUACGACGUGAUAAAGGUAUUCAACGGACCGGAUUCCAGCUACCCCAUGCUAGGGUCACUGUGCCACAUGGAGAAAGAGGUUAAAUUCACAUCAAACGGCCACCUGAUGCACGUUAGUUUCUUGAGCGACUCUACAUAUGCCGGCAAAGGUUUUUCGGCAGAUUUCGAGUUCAUCGAGUCCAAAUGCGGUGGUGUAUUCUCUGCCCAAUUUGGAACGAUAACUUCGCCGAACUUCCCCAAAAACUUCAACGUCGGCGACUACUGCGAAUAUCUGAUAUCCGUCGAUAUCAAUCACGUGAUCGAUCUCAAAUUCGAAACUUUGGAUUUGAUUGUAACGAAAAAUUGUACCAAAAAUUCCAUUAAGAUUUAUGAUGGACCAUCGACUAUGAGUCCGUCUUUAGCAACAAUAUGCGACUCAACCAACCAAACUUUCACAUCUACCUCCAAUCAUAUGCUGGUCGUGUUUCAACAUGUCCAAGUUCACCGAAAUAAAACGUGGCGGCGUUGGGAAGAUCCUGAUACGCAGACCAGUCAAGGAUUCAAGGCGGUCUACAGCAAAGCUUGUGGAUCUCGAAUAAUUGCGAGUGAUAUGAGUGGAAAUCUGAAGCUGAAACCAUUUUCGAUGUCUCAUUCCAAGAUCGAUUCCAAAUGCGCAUGGACCAUAGUCGCUCCAAAAUCAGAUCAAAGAGUUGUUUUAACUGUCACCCGUCUGCAUAUGCAGUCUGUAGACGAGACUUCCCACACUGGCUUGAUCGUCUAUGGAGGAGAAUCCACGGAAUCUCCUUUGAUCGGUGAAUAUUUGACCAACAAAUUACCACCUACAAUCGUGAGUGGAGGUUCCGCCCUGCAUGUUGUAGUAAAAGGAGAUGUUGACUUUUUCGCUGUUUACCACGUGUACGGAGCUAGUUGCGGGGGUAUUUUGUCAGGUUUGAAUGGUAUGUUUUCUCCGGUGGGUGGAUCUUGCGAGUGGACUAUAAAAGUUGCACCAGGAAACGAGAUCAGCGUCUCUUUCAAAGAUUUCAACAUACCCAAAUCGGACAAGUGCAGUUUAGAUUACCUGGAAAUAAGGGAAAGAAACGCAACUGGACCGUUGAGAGGAAUUUUUUGCGGAGAUAAGAAACCUGCCGAAUUGACGCAUCAGGGUAGUUUGUGGUUUUUCUUCCACUCAUUGAAAGAUAACAACACUGUCAUAUCAUCGCCAGUAGGAUUCGUGGCAGAAUAUGCAACAAGUACACAUGUUGAUGUAACUGGUUAUCGGGGUGAAAUCGCUUCACCACUUUACCCAGAGAGCUUUUCCAGCUCGGUUCCUUUCACAUGGAAGAUAUCAGUGCCCGGCACCUCAAGAAUUAUGUUGGAAUUUGAAGACUUUCAGACGGAAAAUUUCCUAGAUGAUUACUGCCUCACCCCAUACCUCAAGGUGUAUGACGGUUCGAAUGAUGAAGCCACAGAAUUGGGUACUUUUUGUGGUCUCAAGAAGCCAGAUCGUCUAGAAUCGUCAUCCAACAGUAUGUUUAUUGAAGCCGUCAUGGAUUCUUCGAGACUAGAUAACAGAUUCCUUCUGAAGUGGAGGAGGAUAUAUUACCAGAAGCAGCCAGAAGUCAAUAAGACCUGCGGAUCAGAGGACAUAAUCGACUUGAGGAAGAUACACAAAGUCAAUCUAACUUCACCCGGUUACCCGAAUGGAUACGCCCCGAACUUGGAGUGCGAAUGGAACUUCGAAACGGAAAGUGGAAAUAGUUUGCGAUUGAAAGUGAACUCCGUGAAUCUGGGCUUUUCCAGCUACUGCUUUCACGAUUACAUCAGGAUGAGGUCGGACGAUAUGGAUAAGAAAAUCUGCCACCGGUCGCAAGCUCGCACCUACAACGCCUCCAGGUCCCUCAAAGUUACCUUCGUAACGAACGCGUAUUACAACGGGACAGGAUUUUCGGCAGAGGUGAUGGAAGGUUGUGGAGGUGUCAUGAAAGAAUCCUCCGGUGUUAUAACAUUCGACAGUAAUUCUCCAAGAGAUUGGACGUGCAAAUGGAAGAUCAACGUGAAACCUGGUCGAAGAAUAAGUAUAGAAUUCUUGAAAUUCACUACAAGUUCGAGCAACCGUUGCGAUAAUUUCAUCACGCUGAAAAACGGCUUCGAUUCCAGUUCUCCCAACUUAGGGGAUGGAAAGUUUUGUGAGAAACCACCCAAGCUCAAGACGACGGGCAAUAAUUUAUACAUCGAGUUCAGCGGCAAUCCAAAUAAUACGGAGUUCAAAGCCGUCUACAGGGAAGUCCUCUAUGACUGUGGCGGCUCAUUCGCGUUGAACGAAAAACUGAGUAGCAUGCAAAUAAUGUCUCCGAACCACCCCAGUCAAUCUGAGCCGUUUAUCGAAUGUGUAUGGUCGAUAACAUCACCCCCCGGCACCCACCUCCAGGUCGAUUUCAUUGGGAAAUUCGAUUUUCAUCAGGAUUAUGGAUGCGAUGUCGAAGGAGUUGAACUGAGGGAUGGUGGUACAAAUAUGUCACCCUUAAUCAAUAAGUUUUGUGAUACAUCGCCAAAUACUCAAUUCUCAACUGAUAACAUAUUAUUCGUGAAAUAUUUCACUCAAGCCAAAGAACCUGGCGAUGGGUUCUUGGCGAAUGUUUCCAUAGCUUCUUGUGGUGGCACAUAUAAGAAUCCGACUGGUUUCAUAGAGUUGAGUUAUUUAACUGGAAAACAAUUAAUAAAUUGCACCUGGAAUAUAAUUGCACCUGCUUACGACACCCUGGACCUGAAUAUUAUUUUCAAGGGACUGGUGAGUUCAUACUUGUGCUCGUCGUAUGGACGAUUUGCCGUUUAUGAGAUUAUCGAUAAGCCUGGCAAGACUAAGGAGAGAAAAAACCUUUGGACGGAUAUGUGUGAUGCCGCCCAACCAAAACAUAUCACGUCUGUUAGCAAUCGGGUCACCAUUGAAUUCAGUAAUGAAAUGAGCUCCGCGCGACCUGUACAACCUCUAAGUCUUUCGAUCACAUAUAAUGCAACUGGAAAAGAGUGCAGCUACACCCUCAACACCGACUUCGGUGAGCUGCAAUCUCCGAACUAUCCGAAUCUGGAUUACUUCAAAGGCUAUUGCGUUUGGACCAUCAAUGCGCCGAAAGGCAGAAGGGUCACUGUCAACAUAACGGACUUCGACCUCGAAAAAUACUCGGCCACAUCGAAGGACGGCCAGUCCAUCGUUUUCCUGGACUACGGGGAAUAUUUCAUGGACGAAAUAUUUUACAAUUCCUCGAAGAGGAUUUACAAAUCCAGCGGAAAUGUCUUACAAGUCAUUUUCUUGAGCGAACAGUCCACCACCCAUCGAGGUUUCAAGGCGUACUACACCUCCGACGAGGAAGAAGUUUGCAACCAAGAUUUCAACGCAGAACGUGGAAGUCUAUCCAGGCUGCCUGGUGAUCUGACAUAUGUUUGCCUCUACAAGAAUGUUCAGAAGUUACCUAUCAAUAGGACCCUGGCUCUUACUGUGAAUUCCACAUUGAAUUAUAAGGACAGUCCAAGAUUGGCCCUCUUCCGAAAAUCUUCCAUCAGCAUCAAAACAGAACCUUAUGGAGAAUACACGUUUGCAGUUACCCUUUUAUCAAGCAACAGACCCAUCUUAGAACCAGUAAUCAUUCGAACAGCUUAUCUUCAAACCUUCCUCGAGCUUCAAAUCAAAAAGAGUGAAGGUAACUUUUCGAUAGACUAUGAAUAUUAUCCCUGCGGAGGAUUGAUACAGAAUAGUUCAGGCUACAUCAGCACCUAUUCCCUCUUCAAAAAACGCUUGGAAUGUGCCUGGGUUAUCGAGCUACCAGUAGUCGAACGGAUAAAACUCACCUUCUUGUCGAUGAACUUGGGGGAAGAUUGCGAAAAGAGCUACAUCGAAGUUUACAACGGAAAAUAUUCAACAGCGCCGAGAAUAGGAAGGUAUUGCAAUACCAACAUGCCAAGUUUGAUAGUUUCGCAAAAGAGCAACUUAUUGAUCGAGUACCAUCACGAUGGAGGUUCUUCUGGUGCUGGAUUUAAUGCCACAUACGAUACAUUCACCGAAGGUUGCGGAGGUACCAUCACCAGCAAAUAUGAAUUAAUCGAAACUCCGAACUACCCUAAGGAUUAUCCAAAUAACGCUGAGUGCCGUUGGGUAAUUGCCUCGCCAGAGGGUAGUCAUAUGACACUAACCUCCGCCAAUCGCUUCCAUCUAGAAGAAUCCAUCGGAUGUGCAAACGAUUAUGUUGAGAUAUUCGACUGGAAGAACGGGCAGUGGGCUAGUUUGGGGAAAUAUUGCGGUCGACAAUUUCCACAACUAACUUCUAGCGGUAAUAAGAUGCUUAUUGUGUUCAGGAGCAACGAUAAGAUAUCUGGAUCUGGAUUCCAGGUUAAAUGGCUGAUGAAAUGCGGUGGACACUUCAGGGCAACAACUGAAAAAAAAUAUAUUACCAGUCCAGGAUACCCUAAGAAGUACGAUAACAGUUUGUUCUGCACCUACUUCAUUUAUGGCAGAGACAAAAUAGUUGUGGAAUUCGAAGAUUUCGCUUUGGAAGGAGAUUAUCCCACAUGCCUUAACGAUAAUGUAACCGUUUUAUCAAGCUCAAAGGCUGCAGUCUAUUGUGGACAAACGAAGCCAUCAAGAAUUGAGGCUCGUUAUAACGUUUUCAUCAAGUUCAGGACCGAUGUUUGGAUUGCAGACAGUGGUUUCAAACUCUCUUUCAGAACGGACGAAUGUGGAGAAACUAUAACGGAGCCCAAAACGAUCGUCAAACCAUUCAGUUCUUUACUGAGCGUAAGAAGGCAUUAUUACUACCGAGAUUCCUGCCUUUGGAAUAUUACAGCGCCCAAAAACAAGACAAUCAUGAUGAAAUUCACCAAUUAUUCAGAAGUUUAUUCCUACAUGUCGUGCAUUGGCAACGCCUUAGAGGUGUACGAUGGGGCGAAAUUCGAUAAUCUACUGGCGAAAAUAUGCGGCGCUGAAAAUAUCCAAAUACCAGUCAUAACGUCAACUAGUAACAUUGCCAUGCUGUCGCUGAAGACGAUGGACAGGGGACAGAUCUCUUUCGCUGUAGAAAUCUCAUUCAAUCCAGGUCCUGCAGAGGGUUGCGGCGGGGUCUACAAAUUGAACGGGACGAAGGUGAUUCGUCCUCCCAAGAACUUCACGAACGCCGAUUGUCAGUGGAAAUUCGAGGUUCAAGAAGGCUACAAGGUGGAGUUCAAGAUCGAAUCCUUGAAAUUGCCGAUAGGGUGCGAGGAACCCAGGACGCACGGUUCGAAGAACUGCACGUGCAGUUUUAUAGAGAUAAGGGAUGGAGCUGGACCUUUCUCCGAGGAAAUAGACCAAUUCUGCAGUAACACGACUUAUUCUCAAGUCUACACGACUACUUGGAAAUUUGGCUUUCUCAGAUUUUACACGGCAACGGAUUAUCUGGAAGAUACAUUUAGAAUAUCCGUGAAACCGAUAAAAGGUAUUGUUGUGGGGUAUGUUCGAAAAAUCCGAAGAGCUAUUGUGAAAACUCGCUUUCAGAUAUAUGUGGACCGAGGGAAUACGUCGCCGAUAAAUGUUCGCAUCCUCACUUCCCCAGGUUAUCCAGGGCCCUAUGAGUCCAACAUCAAAUGUCGAUGGACGAUAAACAAGUGGAAUUUCAGACAGAACAUCCAGAUCCGUUUCAUCGAGUUCGAUCUGACCAAUUCCACGCAACACGAGAAUGAAAAUUUCUGUUCCGGUGAUCGUAUUGAACUGGAUGAAGGAAGGGUCAGACAGUCUUUGUACGAAGGAAGGGGCAAAUCAAUUUCAGCGAAACGAACCUACAAUUCCUAUCAAUUGAAUAAGGAAGAAACAAUGCAAUUCUGCGGUAAAGGACUGAAGCCGUUCACUAUUAGCACCAAAAAUUCGGCUUUAAAUAUUGGCUUUAUAAGUACGUCCGAUCUUGGAAAGGGCAGGGGAUUCAAGAUGGAAUUUUCUUUAUCAGGUUGCUCGAGUAAUUUCACACAAGAUUCUGGAACAAUUUAUGCCGCUCAAGAAAAUCGUACAAACUGCAUGAUAUACCUUACCUCUUCGGACAACACCACAUUAUCCCUGUACUUCAACAUGUUCUGGCAAGGAUACCGAAACAACUGCUCAACUGCUGCUCUAGAAGUAUACGACGGCCAUUCUGAACAAUCAACGAAGCUGUUAAGAUACUGCGGAUCUGUAACCCCUAACCCAGUGUUCGGAAACAGCAACAAAAUGUUGAUAAUCCUAUCUGGUUCGCAGACUUAUACUAUGUCCUCCUUAGAAGCCACAUUUUUGGCUUCGUCAAAUGGCAGAGGAUGUGGUGGCAAAAUCUUCGACCAGCACGGCACGAUCAGUAGUCCAUUUUAUCCGAAUAAUUAUACCGACGAGGCUAUCUGUACCUGGGAGAUAAACAUACCAAUUGGGGCGCAAAUGAAGGCCGAUGUUAUGAAUUUCCGAAUAACCGGACCAUGCGAAUCGAAUUAUCUGAAAGUCUCUACCUACGAAAAUGGAAAGGUGAACGAUAGGACAUUUUGUGGAACGGAUCGUAUAGCGCAAUUACAGUCCGCCAAUAAGAUGAUUAUUACUUAUAAAUCGUCUGCACUCAAUACGGGAUCAGGAUGGUUGAUCAAAUUCAGAAGAGCGACCAACAGAUAUGGAUUGACAAGAAAUAGUUAUGUACCUCCAUUAAGACCUAUGCCACGUGAUGGAGACUCGCAUUACCCCAGAUUUUCGGUCCCCUUCUUCAGUAGAACUGGAUGAAGGCGUUCUAUUUUUGAAAUAAAAGAAUAACAUUUA
Coccinella septempunctata (seven-spotted ladybird) is the source of this 11291-nucleotide messenger RNA. Its product is annotated as cubilin-like. Gene Ontology annotation, molecular function: calcium ion binding. The record is from RefSeq and is a predicted model, not a curated record. Lineage: Eukaryota; Metazoa; Arthropoda; Insecta; Coleoptera; Coccinellidae.